AUGAGCAGCUUGGGCCAGCGGGUGCGCAAUACCUACACGUCCGGCGCGCCGGCCAACUAUGUCCCAGGCUUGGGUCGUGGCGCCGUGGGCUUCACGACGCGCUCGGACAUUGGGCCAGCGCGUGCGCCCAUGACGCAAGACGGGACGCAGGACGCGCCGUUCCUUCCUCCCGCUGGUCGGGGACGGGGCGUCGAGAUUGCAGGCGUUGGACCCGGUGCCGGACGCGGGUCUGGGACCGCAGGAAUGGGCGGAUUCGGACGUGAAAAGGACGAUAACGAGGACUUUGGCGACUACAGUGAGACGAACUACGACGAGUUCUCGGGCUAUUCGUCCCGUGGGCUCUUCCAGGACACGCCCUACGAUGAGGACGACAAGGAAGCAGACGAGACGUACGAGCAGGUGGAUGAGCGCAUGGACUCGAGACGCAAGCGGCGUCGGGAGAUCCGGCAACUGGAGGAGCUCAAGAAAGCGCGCAAAGAAAUGCCCAAGAUCUCGGACCAAUUUGCGGACCUCAAGAGUUCUCUCCAGCAAAUGUCGGACGCGGACUGGGAUCUGAUCCCAGAGAUUGGAGACUAUUCGCUCAAGUACAAGACGAACACGGCACUGCAGAAACGCCACGAGAUGUUUGCACCUGUGCCCGACAGUCUCUUGGGAACUACUGGAGCUCGAGUUAGUGGAACGAUUACACCGGUGAAUGGGAUUGAUACACCUGCUGGCAUGACGAGCUCCGUAACGGGAUUGGCAGGCGCGAGAGGCGCUCAGCUAUCCCACAAGCUGGAUAAGAUGUCGGACUCGAUCUCGGGCCAGACGGUCGUGGACCCGAAGGGGUAUCUCACGAGUUUAAACAGUCUGAAGCUCACGAGCGACGCUGAGAUUGGCGACAUCAAGAAAGCGAGGCUUUUGCUAAGAUCCGUGACAUUGACGAAUCCCAAGCAUGGGCCCGGGUGGAUUGCUGCGGCAAGAUUGGAGGAAGUGGCAGGAAAGUUGGUGCAAGCAAGGAAGAUCAUUGCACAAGGGUGCGAGUCCUGUUCGACGCAGGAAGAUGUGUGGCUGGAAGCAGCACGAUUGCAAAAUCCGGAGAAUGCCAAGACGAUUUUAGCUAAAGCUGUGCGACACGUGCCCAAGUCGGUCAAGGUCUGGCUCCAAGCAGCGCAGCUCGAAAACGAUGACGAGCUUAAGAAGCUCGUAAUGCGUCGCGCUCUUGAGUUUAUUCCCAACUCGGUAAAGCUAUGGAAAGCUCUCAUUGAGCUGGAGGAUGUUGACGGCGCUCGGAUUCUGCUCGGUCGGGCUGUGGAGUGCGUUCCACAAGCUGUGGAUCUAUGGCUAGCUCUGGCUCGGCUCGAAACGUAUGAGAACGCGAAGAAAACGCUAAAUAAGGCACGCGCGGUUAUUCCGACUGAGCCGUCGAUCUGGAUUACAGCAGCCAAGCUGGAGGAAGCCCAAGGCAAAAAUCUCGACAUGAUUGAUCGCAUCAUUCAGCUGGCACUGAAGUCACUUCAAAAACAUCAGGUGGUCAUGAACCGGGAAAUGUGGCUUAAGGAAGCCGAAGCGUGUGAGCAUGCUGGCGCACCAUUAACAUGUGCGGCAAUCGUACGUGUUAGUUUGGAUGUUGGGGUUGACCACGAAGACCGUAAACGUACAUGGAUGGACGACGCUGAAAACAGUAUAAACCGUGGCGCACUACUAACUGCCAAGGCAAUCUAUGCAGCUGCAUUGCAGGUUUUCCCAGGAAAGAAGUCGAUUUGGCUGCGCGCGGUUGCGCUGGAGAAGAAAGUUCACGAGGGCAAGAGUCAUGAACCUGUCGAACGGCUGUUGCAGAAGGCCGUUACUUGUUGUCCCAACGCAGAGAUUCUGUGGCUUAUGGCUGCUAAGGAGGUUUGGACCAACGGAUCUGUCGAGAAUGCCCGAUUGAUCUUGCGCCAAGCAUUUAGUGCCAAUCCGAAUAGCGAGGCAAUUUGGUUGGCAGCCGUGAAGUUGGAGUGGGAGAACGAUGAAAUUGACUUGGCUCGAGCAUUGCUGGCUAAAGCACGCGCUCAAGCACCGUCGCCCCAUGUAUGGAUGAAGUCUGUGCUUUUUGAAAGGGAAUGUGCUGAGAAUCGUAAAGACGAAGAAGAUCUUGUCUUGGAAGGUAUCAAGCUGUAUCCUGGUUUUCCCAAGUUGUACAUGAUGGCUGGACAAUUUUACGAAUCCCUGGACCCACCGAGCUAUGACAGUGCAAAGAAAAUGUACCGCGAAGGUAUUCAGCAUUGUCCGACGUCAAUUCCAUUGUGGACUCUUUCCAGUCGACUGGAGGAAAAGAUGAAUGGUGUUACCAAGGCGCGCUCGGUGUUGGAGAUGGCACGCUUGAAAAACCCGAAGACCGAUUUGUUGUGGCUGGAGGCUGCUCGAUUAGAAGCUCGGUGGAACAACCCUAAGGGUCAAGAAAUGCUGAUGGCCAAGGCUUUGCAAGAAUGCCCUGAGUCGGGCAUACUCUUGGCAGAAUCAAUUGACAUUGCUCCUCGUGCGCAGCAGAAGCGUGCAUCGUUCACCGCACUGAAAAAGAAGGACAACGAUACGUCAGUGUGCUUGUCAGUCGCUAAACUGUUUUGGCAGGAACGCAAGUACUCAAAAGCACGCAAGUGGUUGGAACGAACAGUUCAGCUAGAUUCAGAUUUUGGAGAUGCAUGGGCACAUUACUACCUUUUCGAGCUUAGGUAUGGUACCAAGGAAGCGGCAGAAAAGAUUUUGAAGCGGGCGGUGAUGUCUGAUCCUCAUCACGGUGAAAAGUGGACGCGGAUCUCAAAGCAGACACAAAAUCGCCGCAAAAAGACUGAAGAGCUAGUAAAGCUUGUCAGCCUAACGUUGCCGUUUGCCGAACAACCGUAG
Molecule: messenger RNA, 2865 nt
Organism: Peronospora matthiolae
Lineage: Eukaryota; Oomycota; Peronosporomycetes; Peronosporales; Peronosporaceae
Source: the annotation of a GenBank genome assembly